Messenger RNA from Symbiodinium necroappetens, 2280 nucleotides. The record is from the annotation of a GenBank genome assembly. Lineage: Eukaryota; Dinophyceae; Suessiales; Symbiodiniaceae.
GAGAAUGCGGUUAUCCAAGUCGUACGGAUUGGUUCACUAUAUGGCAAAUGCUCUGUCCAGUGGAAGACAGAAGACAACUCAGCUCAAGAUGGGAAGAAGUAUCGCGGUGCAGCUGGCACUCUCGAGUUCGGACACGGGGAGUGCGUCCGGUCCUUCGAGAUUCAGCUCAUUGAUGAUGACGACUUCGAUUCCACACUGGACUUUUACGUUGUCCUGUUUGAAGGUUUGAACUGCAUCAUAGAUUCAAGUGGCAGUCGGAGUGUGGUAAUGAUCACAGACGAUGAUAUGUUUCCUUCAAAUAAGCAUGAGGAGCAGAUCAAGGAGGGAAGUGAAGACGAGUUGUAUGGAGUGGGGUGGUCUUUAUUGUUUUCCUUUAUGGGCUUUUGUUUCACCCACGUGCCGGAGAUCCGGUGGAAGACAUGCCUUUGCCUGCUGUUGUCAAUGCUUGGCAAUGCCUACUACUUGUCCACCAUAUUCCUGCGUGUGUAUUUGGUGGACACGGUGCUUGACAACAUCACUCCGGGCACUGCCGAGAAGCUCUGGUUUCCUGGCGAUCGGAACAGCACGUCUGUUGCUGUUGGGCUAGCCUGGAUUCUGCCAAAUUUCAUCCUGCUUGGCGCCGAUUAUUUUGAGAUGGCAGUCUUGGAGAUGGGAUUUUACAUUCGCUACCACCUGCGAGUGAACCUGUUCCGCAAAUACCUCAACUAUACCGAGCAGUCUCGUCAGCUGGUGCCGCUGCAGGACCUGAAGAUUAGCAUGAUGGAAGACAUCCCUGAACUGGUGUCACAAGGAUACCUCAUUAUCUUCGAGUUAUGGUCCAUGCUGGGCAAGAUUGUUUGCAUUGCAUACUUCAUGCUCCGGAAACAUCCUCACAGCGCGAUUCCCUUGUUUGCUUAUCCAAUUCUCAUCUUCAUUUACGUGCAGUGCACGUACACCCGACGCCUGUCCCUGAUGGCAAAAGAAGGCGAGGGCCAAAGUGACACGACCGGCGCCAUCAUGCAUCUGCAUACGGCACAGCGCCUGGUGAAUUAUUACAACGCGAAUGGUUACGUGGUUAGCCAGUUCGAGAACAUAUUGAGACGACAGCGCAGCCUCACCAUGGAUUUAAAGUCCUUUGAGUUCUGGAACUCCCAGCUCAUACCUUGGAUCACCCUGCUUGCCAUAGGAAAUUACAUGGCGAUGUCAUCCCGAGUGGUCCUCUCGGGAAACACUUCUCUUGGAUCUUUCCUGGCCACGAUCAAUGUUUACAAGGACUUGGGAGACCGAUUCACCACAAUCCUGCGCGGCUUUACGUCUCUGAGCAAGUCGAUUUCUCCCCUCUGCGGUCUCACUCUUCAGUUCAGCUAUCAAGUUGAUGUGUUAGACCGCAGCGAGACCUUCCAGAGACGAGAAAGGUUUGCCCUCGACUGGUUGCAGACCCGAGCUUCAACUGGAGUUUCGCCGGAUGACAUUCCGAUUGUCUUUGAGGAUGUGCAAGUGGCCUACUCCCCGUGCAUGAAUGUCGCAACUGGGGGAUUUUCGGUGCAAGCACCUCAGGGGACAAUCAUCCAGAUUGCCGGGCCUCACGAUUCUGGAAAAAGGACCAUGUUGAGCUUGAUUUGUGAUGGUCUACCGCCAUCCACUGGCGUGGUCUUGGUGUCGCCGCACUUGAACCUUCUACAUGUGCCUCAUCUUCCGCUGUUUGGAGACAGUAUGGGUGUAUUCUUCAAUCUGCACAUGAUCAGCGAUGAAUCGCAAUAUUCGCCUGAAAUUUAUGCGCGAGGCGUCCACAUCUUGCAGAAGCUGCGCCUAGACAAGCGCUGGAUCAAGGACAUGUACGAUGCCGAAGCGCAGGCGUUGCACAAGGCGUUGGAGUCCAGCCACGACGUGGCACCACACCAUACUCUGUGGUGUUACGAGGAGGGGGAAGAAGAGGAGGAGGAAGAGGAGGAGGAGGAGGUGGAUCUCCCCUGGACAAGCAAGCUGAGCACGAGCGAGAAGUGGAGAUUUCAAUUGGCGAGGGCCCUUCUUCACAAUCCGCACGUCUUGGCAAUUCAUCGGCCCGUGCAGGAGCUUGAAGGCGAGGUGAGACAGGCGGUCUUAUCAGCCCUCCAAGACUUCGUGCAGAUGAGGGGUCUGGAUAUCGAAGGCGGGCUGGACAGAACUCGGCGGCGCCCACGAACGGUGAUCUUCACAACUGGCAGCAAUGACAGGUUUGAAAUCGCGGAUUACGUAUGGCGGAUCACACCGGGCUCAGGAGUAAUCGUCGAAAAGUGUCCCUCUCGCGGCGGCAGACCGUGA